AUGAAGGAAACUCAUAAUAUUGAAUCCAAAUCACAAUCAGACUUGAUAGAUAACUUACAGAGAAAGUUGCAAGAACAAGAAAAGAAAGUUGAAGAUUUACGUAAGCAAUUAUCCGAAAAACCUUCAUCGCCGACUACAUUACAAGAAAUUGGUAGUAAUAAGGAGGAUUCAGCAAAUUUAAAUCAACCUGCUGACCUGGAUGAAGUUGCACUAGAAGCAUCUUCUUUUUUAUCAGUAGAUUCACAAACAUCAUCAAAAUCAAUAAGAUUAGAAUAUGAAACUGAAAUAAUUUCUUUACAAAAACAAUUGGAAGAAGUUAAACCGAUAAAUUCUUCACUAAAUUUAAAAAUUGAUGAAUUAAAUAAUGAAUUAAAUAAUUAUCGUAAGAAAGUAGAAGAUUUAGAAUCAUCAAAUCUAGAAUUAAAACAAAAACUUGAAAAAUUUUAUGAUUCCUCAAUUACAGAUGCUGAUGAUAUUAUUAAAAAAUUUGAUUCAUUAAAUCAAAAAAUCCAAAAAUUAGAAUCUGAAAAAUCUUCAUUAAUUGAACAUACAAAGAUUAAAGAAUUUGAAAAUGAAAGGGAUUUGAUAACAAAACAGUUUGAUAAGAAGUUAGAAGAUGCAAAAUUGGAAAUUGCAAAAGAAAAGGCUCUUCUUGAAGAACAGCUUAAAGCCGUUACUGAAAAAGAAGGGAUCGCUGCGCAUCAACAAGGAGAGGUUACACCUGAUAAUGAGGGAUGGAAGACCAAAAGGCGUCAAUUUGAGUUGCAGAUAAAAUCAUUGCAACAAGAAAUUGAACAAUUGAAACAAGGAAAUGAUUCUUCAAAUAAACCUUUUCUUUCAACAGAAAUUCUACCGAUACAAGAUAAAGAGCAAACAAAAAAUAAGAAUGCUGAUGAAAACCAACCAGAUAGAGCACCUAUAAAUACAGAAUAUGAUACUAUAACAAAAGAGAAAGAUCAAUUAGUUAUUAAAGUGCACGAGUUGACCGAAGAAUUAAAUGUUAAAAGAAAGCAAAUCGAUGAACAACAAAUAAAGAUUCAGGAAUCAGAGGAAAAAAUAACAAUAUUAAAAGCAAAUGUAAAUGAAAAAGAUGAUCAGUUAAGUACGGUUCGAUCACAGUUGAAUUCAGCAAAGGAAUCUAUCUUGAAACUUGAACAAACAAGAAAUGAAUAUAGUGAUAAAGUCGUUAAAAUUGAAAAGGCGAAAGGUGAUUUACAGAAAAAUUUAGAUUAUAUAAGUACAGAGCGAGACAAUUUAUCGAGGGAACGGGAUGAACUUAAAUCAACGUAUACCGUAUUGAGCGAACAACAUGAUACGUUGAAAUCUGAUUCGACUAAUAUGAACAAAAAAUUAGCGGAAUUGGAAAAUCGGAUUAAUGAAUUAACAAAAGAACGUGAUGAACUCGGUUCAGCCAAGGAGAAUCUAAUUAAAGAUUUGGAAAUUGUUCAAAAGAAAGCAAAUGAUUUUCGUGCGACAACGGAUGAUGAGAUGGAAGCGUUGAAAAGUAAAUUAGAAACAACCGAAAAGAAUUAUGCUUUACUCGAAUCGGAUGUUUCUAGACUUCAUGUAGCUAAAACGGAUGCCCUUGAAAAAUUAUCCGAU
This is a messenger RNA of Funneliformis caledonium, 1602 nucleotides long. The record is from the annotation of a GenBank genome assembly. Lineage: Eukaryota; Fungi; Glomeromycota; Glomeromycetes; Glomerales; Glomeraceae.